UUCAUCCACAUUGCCAAAACCCUAAACCACAGAGCUAAACAGCUUCUCUCAGGUAAAGCCAUCGCGUUGGUUUUUAGCACUGUCCUCAGCUAUGGCUCCAGCUAAAGUUGAUUUGACCAAAAAGAAAGACCCCAAAGCCCAGGCUGUCAAGGCUGCCAAGGCUGUUAAGUCAGGAUCAACCUUUAAGAAGAAGUCAACAAAGAUAAGGACAAAAGUUACUUUCCAUCGACCUAAGACAUUGAAGAAGGAUAGGAAUCCUAAGUACCCCCGCAUUAGUGCACCCGGAAGGAACAAACUCGAUCAAUACGGAAUCCUAAAAUAUCCUCUUACCACUGAGUCUGCAAUGAAGAAGAUUGAGGACAACAAUACCCUUGUCUUCAUCGUUGAUAUCAAAGCUGACAAAAAGAAGAUAAAGGAUGCAGUGAAGAAAAUGUAUGACAUCCAGACAAAGAAAGUCAAUACCUUGAUCAGGCCCGAUGGAACAAAGAAGGCUUAUGUGAGGUUGACGCCUGACUAUGAUGCUUUGGAUGUGGCUAACAAAAUUGGAAUCAUCUAAGUUGAUUACCUAGUUUUGAAUUUUUAUGUCAACCCUGAAAUUUUGGAUAUGAGUUCUUUAGAAACUUUGAACAGGAAGUGCCUUGGGUGAUUUAUUUUGAAUAUUUGAGUUUCAGAGAUGUGUUUUGUUCCAUAAGUCAGGCAAGCUUGUGUUUCUGUUAAGUUUAUUUUAAGCUUAGUUUUUGAAGCUUUUAAACUCCUAAGAGUGGAGAUCAAGUUCACAAUCAA
Messenger RNA from Nicotiana tabacum (common tobacco), 783 nucleotides. Its product is annotated as large ribosomal subunit protein uL23-like. Gene Ontology annotation, molecular function: structural constituent of ribosome; rRNA binding. The record is from RefSeq and is a predicted model, not a curated record. Gene Ontology annotation, biological process: translation. Lineage: Eukaryota; Viridiplantae; Streptophyta; Magnoliopsida; Solanales; Solanaceae. Gene Ontology annotation, cellular component: ribosome.